Molecule: messenger RNA, 2511 nt
Organism: Maylandia zebra (zebra mbuna)
Lineage: Eukaryota; Metazoa; Chordata; Actinopteri; Cichliformes; Cichlidae
Gene: tmed7
Product: transmembrane p24 trafficking protein 7
Source: RefSeq, a predicted model, not a curated record
CAAGCAAAGGCGGGCUUUUACGGAUGACGGCCAAUGAGAUGUGUCGUUAGUAAUACGCGUCUUAGCAUUAGUUGCAUCCGGGUGAGGACUGGGGUGAGUAGUUUUUUUCUUAGAAGCUGUCGGCUCUCAGUCUUCAGGAUGCACGGAUCGCUUUGGGUGUUGCUUCAGGUGCUCUGGGCCCAGCUGCUUUGUGGGUGGGUGCUCGGCUCCGAGCUAACUUUUGAGCUGCCAGACAACGCUAAACAGUGUUUCUACGAAGACAUCAUCAUGGGCACCAAAUGCACCCUGGAGUUCCAGGUGGUGACCGGUGGUCAUUACGAUGUGGACUGCCGCUUGGAGGACCCAGAUGGCACAACACUCUAUAAGGAGAUGAAGAAGCAAUAUGACAGCUUUACCUUCACAGCAGCCAAGAACGGCACCUACAAAUUCUGCUUCAGCAAUGAGUUCUCCACCUUCACCCAUAAGACAGUUUACUUUGACUUCCAGGUUGGCGAUGACCCUCCACUUUUCCCCAACGAGAACAGAGUCACUGCUCUUACUCAGAUGGAGUCAGCCUGCGUGUCCAUCCAUGAGGCUCUGAAGUCGGUGAUCGACUAUCAGACACACUUUCGCCUCCGUGAGGCCCAGGGACGCAGUCGCGCCGAGGACCUCAAUACCCGCGUCGCUUUCUGGUCCAUCGGAGAAGCCAUUAUCCUUCUGGUGGUCAGCAUCAGCCAGGUGGUCUUGCUGCGAAGCUUCUUCUCUGACAAGAAGACCACGACAACGCGUGUGGGCUCAUAACAGCCUCUGAGAUCUGACUCAUCACUUCCUUUGUCUGUUCUUGAGCUUGUGUGCAUGGAGUGCAUAGGAACAGCCGCGCUGAUCUGUAAUUGAAUCAUAUCAAGCGGCCAGGUCCUACAAUCUGAUGCGGCCUCUUAAAUCAGUACAGCUGUUCUUACAACUUUAUGCAAAUUAGUCUUGAGGAGAAAAAAUAGUUGUGGGUUAAAAGUGUUUUUGAGGAUUAAAAAAAAAACAGGAGGAAGACUUGAUUGUGUUGCUUGUAACUAUCUGUAUUUGAAGCAGUUCAAGCACCGGCCAUAUAGCUAAAGAAAAACUUUAAGUCAUUUGAAUAUUUGAAAUGAUUUCUAAAUGUGUUCUUAUUUUAAAUGUGUCCUUUUCUAACCCCUGUCUUCAUGAUCUGUUCCAAUUUUCAUCCCAAACUGCUCUGAAAUAAGCACCCAAGUGGAUACUGGGACUAAAUGUAGUCAUAUUAUAAGGAUACUGCAGAUAUUUGUCUUUAUCUGCACUAGCUCUCAAAAGCCACACUCUCAGUGCGAAGGUUGGAUUUGUUUAUGAAAAAUCUGUUGCAUUUUUUUCCUGUGUUACUAAAACUCACUUUAUUAAGUGAGAAAUGGUAGAUGUUGUGUUUUUUGUUUUGAUCGGCUUUGCCAUUUUAGAUAGUAGUUAGAAAGGAGUUUGCUGUGCUCUGCAGAGAGUAAGCAGUCCUUUAAUCCAAUAUUAGUUUGACACCCUUUGUUCAUAAGGUGGUUGUUGGGUUGAAGGAUUGAAUUAAAGUGCAGAAGGUAUACCACGAGUGACUGCAAACCUAAUUCCUUAAAGAAAAUCUCUAUAAAUUAAAAGUACGUUUUUGCUUUGUUUCCAUUUGCUCUCUUUUACAUUGGGGGAAAUAUUGAUCGGUUUAAGUGUGCAACAUAAAUUCUAACAUAUGGGAUAUAGGUUUUUUUUUGUUGUUGUUGUUUUUUAUUAUUACAUCUGUGUGACUCUGUGGCAGACAAAAAAGAAAUGACUCAUUCUUGUAUUUAAAACCGCAUCGUUUUGUCUGUUAAGUGGCAAUCCCAGCUGUUAGAGGUGCACCAGUUCCUUAAGUCACUGUCUUUCUUUGAGCCGACGCUGUCCAUUUGGUUUUGUACAACAAUAUUGUAACAUUUGUGUGGUCGGAAGAAUUGUUGCUUGAAUAGAAGAUAAUUCAAGUGAAUACGAGUUAUAAUUUGAUGUUUCAAAACUCUCAUCUCACCCUUUUUUGACAUUUAUUUAGCAGUGCAGAAAGAAAUCUUAAACAUGCAUGUUUAUUUUUAGGGGUUUCACUACAAAUUUCGGUGAGCAGUUUUUUUGUACUAGUGUAGGUCACAUGCAAUGGUUUAUGGGCUUAGUUCACCUGGGUGGUUUGACUUUCAGGCAGGCAUCACGUGGAUCUUUAUUUGUGGUUUACAAACAUCUUACUGUAAAUGUAUCUCUUUCACAUAGACAUUGGCUAAAGCACAAGUAUAAAGAAGCUGUUUUAACCUACAUAAUUUUACAGCUAUAUGAAAAGAGAUGAGAACAGAUCGAAAGCUAAAAGAUUGUGGUUAUAUGUUAAACCUUUUCAGUCAGGGAUGGGAAAAGAAAAAAAAAUUCAGUGUACAAAUAUUAUCCCACUGAAAGAAGCCAAAAAAGCUUGUUUCAUUUUAUUGUCCAGGUUUAUAGAAGUGUCCUACUUGGGAUAGAAGUGAUUAAAAACAACAAAAACUUCAA